AUAUAGUGAAUGCAGGGUCCUGGGAGACCAGAUAUAGUGAAUGCAGGGUCCUGGGAGACCAGAUAUAGUGAAUGCAGGGUCCUGGGAGACCAGAUAUAGUGAAUGCAGGGUCCGGGGAGGCCAGAUAUAGUGAAUGCAGGGUUCCUGGGAGACCGGAUAUAGUGAAUACAGGGUCCUGGGAGACCAGAUAUAGUGAAUGCAGGGUCCGGGGAGACCAGAUAUAGUGGAUGCAGGGUCCGGGGAGACCGGAUAUAGUGAAUGCAGGGUCCGGGGAGACCGGAUAUAGUGAAUGCAGGGUCCCGGGAGACCAGAUAUAGUGGAAUGCAGGGUCCGGGGAGACCAGAUAUAGUGAAUGCAGGGUCCGG
This is a messenger RNA of Staurois parvus, 365 nucleotides long. The record is from the annotation of a GenBank genome assembly. Lineage: Eukaryota; Metazoa; Chordata; Amphibia; Anura; Ranidae.